Molecule: messenger RNA, 2501 nt
Organism: Amphibalanus amphitrite
Lineage: Eukaryota; Metazoa; Arthropoda; Thecostraca; Balanomorpha; Balanidae
Exons: 7
Coding region: 743-1723 (326 amino acids)
Biological process (GO): synapse organization
Cellular component (GO): neuron projection membrane
Source: RefSeq, a predicted model, not a curated record
AGUAUCCCAGAAAGCACUCAGCGGAUUCAUGUCACGCCCAGCCGGCGCAAGAUUCCUCCGAUUGCAGCGGCAUGCGUGGCAUUGGUGACUGGUGACGGCUGGUGACGACUGGUGAUGGGGACCUAAUGGACUAGUGGUUGCUGACGGUUGGUGACAACUGACAAGACUAAGCCACUGAUGACUGCUGAUUGCCGCGGUUUCUGAGCCGAGGUGGCUGGUGACAGGACAGUGCGCUGCUGGCUGACGUCUGAUGAAGGGAAGCUACAGGCCGAUGACGGCUGGUGUGGUGAUAGACGAGCGAGCUGGUGACGAUUGGUGACGGUUGGUGACGGACAAUCGCCUGAUCCCAUGAAUGACGACUGUUGGAUGGUUUCUAGUGCAGCCGUCUCAUCCCCUUACCUGCCUAGUUUGAGCUUCACCAGUCUGCCUCGCUGCGGCGCCACAGCUGUGUGGACCCCUCCCCCCCCAUGCAACACCCUCCCGGCGUAUGCAGUGGCACCCCGCCGGGUCGCGGGGCGGGCGGCGGGGUACGCCAGGGCGACGGACGGUCCGGGUGCACGCCUCGCGGCCGGCGGCGUGCCGAGGAGGGCCUCAGUGUUGCCGUGACGCUCAGGCGAGCCAGGUGGGCCGACCGUGCUGCUGAGAGACCGCGCAGAGGUGACUGUGGUGGAGUCCCGGGAGGACAUCGCUGAGAAUUACGGAACAAGGAGCGGAGGAGCGGCAGAAACGAGGCGACUGUCAUAUGAGAGGCACAGUGACAGCCGAGCAGCAGCCUGGUGUCAACCCUACGCCGCCCGCCGCCGAUAGCUGGAAUAGUAAGACGUGGGACGACUGUCCUGUUUGUGGAAGCGGCCACCGCUGCUGUCCCCUGUUGACGUCACUGAGGAGCUGCGUGAUGACGUCACUAGGGGUAUCCGGCUUCGUCUUGCUAUUGACGCUCGCCAUAUCGCUCGCAGGUGCCUCAAUAUCGCCAUCAGCCCUGGCCGCGCCCGAGUUCGUCAAAGAGCACUCUGGCAACGUCACUGCCCGAGUGAACGGCUCUGCCAUCCUCAACUGCCGCGUCCGACGACUGACUGCGCGCCAGGUAUCGUGGGGCCGAGGGUUCGAGGUGCUGACCGGCGGUCUGAUGCUGUUUGCGAGUGACCGCCGGUUUCAGCCGCUGCACCAGGAGUACAGCGAGGAUUGGGGCCUGCGCAUACUGUCCGUGCGGGCCUCGGACGCCGGCUGGUACUUCUGCCAGAUCAGCACGUCGCCGCCCGUCUCACACUACCUUUACCUUCAUGUUGUCGACCCUCAGGUGGAAAUUAUCGGCGGUCCAGAGCGAUUCAUACACCAGGGGAGCUCAGUCAACCUGACCUGUGUUAUUCGUCGGGCGCACAAAAUGCCGGAAAACGUGAGAUGGACGCACGAAAACAAGCUGGUGGAGUUCGACCGGUCACGGUCGGGAGUUCGAGUACGCACCUUCUAUGAACUCCGCCGCACUGUGAGCUCUGUGCUCAUCAGCCACGUCCAACCGGCCGACUCGGGCACCUACUACUGCGAUCCGGAUGGUCUCGAGCACGCCAAAAUCACCGUACACGUACUGGCCGACAAUAAUCCGGCUGCGCGCACCACCAGCUCAGCUUCGAUCACGGUGGGAGGGGGCGCUGUUCACAGCGCAGCACUUAUCAUCUUCGCUACAAGAUGGCUGGCAGAGCAGAAACAUCCGUUGGAGACUCUAUAAACUUGUGUUGCCUGACAUUGCCGUAGGCUACCGCGCCUCAGUGAAGUGCCCGCGCCGAUAAAACUGAUGCAUUUGAUGCAACGAGAGGAGAAACAUGAUAACCAGUGUCCAGUGAUGCGUGUGUGACGUUGCCUUGCGUGAAUGACGUCACAAUAUGCGUCACAACUUGACGUAUUUGACGUCAGCAAACCAAAGAGCUGCCUGCAUUCCCCGCUAGUCGACUGAUCUCAGUGCUUGCCCGCCGGCUAGUGUGUGUGACCCCACGGCUGGAUCGAGUGUCGUGUAUCAUAGCGGCGUUAUCGAUGACGCAGUGGGAUGCCGCGGCCGCUAAGCGGCCAGCAAUUUGCAAUCAAAAGCACAUUCCGUUGCAAACGUAUUGAUGUAGCAUAUUGAGGUAGCGGUAUCAGAUGUGGUCUGUGGAUAUGUCUGUGUGCCAGAGACUGAGGCAUAUGCUUCAUAGGCUGACAUGAUAGGUGUAAUGCUUCAGCAAAUGACAUAGCGGGAUGUAUCAUAGUUUAUCACGCCGUUUGUGUGAAAGACAUCGCGUGAUGCUUGAUAAUUACUGCAAUGCAUCAAUCUAUCAGACACUUGCUAGCUUGAUGUCCAGAUGCGUGCGAGACAGGUAUGCUAUGAUGCAACAGAGGCUAGCCAGGCAGUUGCAAUUACAAUGCACACGAGACUGGUAUGCCUUGACCGGUAGACUGGUAUGAUAUGAUGCAUUCGACUGAUAUUACAUAUACGUAUGUGAAAAUAAAUGGCAUGAUGUUUUGUAAACAUG